Austrofundulus limnaeus is the source of this 4466-nucleotide messenger RNA. It is a transcript of the gene farp2, whose product is annotated as FERM, RhoGEF and pleckstrin domain protein 2. The record is from RefSeq and is a predicted model, not a curated record. The transcript is spliced from 27 exons. The coding region runs from base 141 to 3314 and encodes 1057 amino acids. Gene Ontology annotation, cellular component: cytoskeleton. NCBI's taxonomy places the organism in Eukaryota, Metazoa, Chordata, Actinopteri, Cyprinodontiformes, Rivulidae. Gene Ontology annotation, molecular function: guanyl-nucleotide exchange factor activity; cytoskeletal protein binding.
UCACAGAGCAGCCUGAGAGUGCUCACUCACUGCGGCGACGACGACCAUGGAGCGCAGUGGAGGCUCCCUCUGUGCUGCAAACUUUUAACGUUUUUCCACCGCUUCGGCCACCGACGGGGGCAGCAGCUUUUGAAGGAGUUAUGGGGGAAAUAGAGGGUUCGUAUCGGGUCCUGCAGACCCCUGGCACAAGACUGGGUGCCCAGUUCAACGCUGGGAUCAGCACCUUGGAGCCGGGCCAAAGCCUCAGCGGCAACAUGGUGGUUAGCGGGAGCAAAAGCCAUGGGCGAGGCCUCCAGGUCCGCGUGCAGGGACUGGACGACUCCCAGGAGUUCUUUGACCUGGAUCCCAAAUCUCUUGGACAGACCCUUCUCUCUGAGGUUUUCCACAGAGGUAACCUCAUCGAGAGUGAUUACUUUGGCUUGGAGUUUCAGAACAUGCAGAUGAACUGGGUUUGGCUGGAACCAACAAAACCUGUUGCAAAGCAAGUCAGAAGACCGGCCAACACACUUUUAAGACUUUCAGUAAAGUUUUUCCCACCUGACCCAGGGCAGCUGCAGGAGGAGUACACCAGGUAUCUAUUCUCUCUGCAGAUGAAAAGAGAUCUGAUGGAGGGCAGGUUGAUCUGCACAGAGAAAACUGGAGCAUUGCUGGCCUCCCACCUUGUUCAGUCGGAGAUUGGAGACUAUGAUGAUGUAGCAGACAUGGAUUUCUUGAGGACAAACAAGCUGUUGCCUUACCAAGACAAAGUGCAAGAGAAGAUCAUGGAGCUCCAUCGCAUACAUCUAGGCCAGACUCCUGCUGAAUCAGACUUCCAAAUCCUGGAAAUCGCCCGUAAACUGGAAAUGUACGGCGUCCGCUUCCACCCAGCAGCUGAUCGGGAGGGCACCAAAAUCAAUCUGGCUGUCGCUCACAUGGGGCUUCAGGUUUUUCAGGGCAACACUAAAAUAAACACCUUCAACUGGUCUAAGAUUCGCAAACUGAGCUUCAAGAGAAAACGGUUCCUGAUCAAACUCUACACAGAGGUUCAUGGCCCCUAUCAAGACAUUCUUGAAUUCAUGAUGGCCAGUCGAGACCAGUGUAAAAACUUUUGGAAGAUCUGUGUGGAGUACCACUCAUUUUUUCGCCUGUUUGAUCAGCCAGUGCCCAAAUCCAAAGCAAUCCUUUUCACUCGAGGCUCCUCCUUCAGAUACAGUGGACGGACACAGAAGCAGCUUGUGGAAUAUGUCAGAGAGAAUGGAGCAAAGAGAACCCCAUACCAGAGGAGAAACAGUAAAGUAAGGAUGUCUGCUCGCUCCUUUACAAACGAUGUGCCAAAACAGAACUUGUCAUUCAGUGAUAGUCCCAGAGACCUAGGCUUCCCUCCCUCCAUUGCUGAGUGCUUCAGUCCGGUCCACACGUCAAGACUUCUUCCUCGAACUGAACUGCCUCAUCAACCCUUACCUGUGUCCCCACUGAGCCAGUCGUCGGCACCUCCUCAACAGCCACUACAGUCCCCUCCGCAAGCCACUAGACCCCCCAGCCCUCCGAAGGAAGAUCCUGCCAAGGCCGCUUCCCCAUCGCACUUCUCGUUUCAAGAUUCAGUGGUGGACAAUCCUCAGCUCUCGCCCCUCGCCUCCAAGGAUUCCCUCUGCCUGUCGCCCUCCUUCCAGUUGUCGACCCUCAGCCUGCCCAGCCAGGCCCCGUCCCCCCUGCACAGCCCCAUCCUGAGCGAGGUGGGCAGCACUGCCAGGCUAGAGGAGGAGGAGGAGGGCAGGAGGAAGCGAUAUCCCACCGACAAGGCCUACUUUAUUGCCAAAGAGAUUUUGACCACAGAGCGAACGUACCUGAAAGACUUGGAGGUCAUCACUGUGUGGUUCCGUAGUGCUGUGAUCAAAGAAAACGCCAUGCCCGAGGGCCUGAUGACCCUCCUCUUCUCCAACAUCGACCCCAUUUACGAGUUCCACCGAGGCUUCCUGAAGGAGCUGGACCAGAGGCUGGCUCUCUGGGAGGGGCGCUCAAAUGCUCAUGUUAAAGGAGAUUACCAGAGGAUCGGUGAUGUGAUGCUGAAAAACAUGUCUGCUCUUAAGGAAUUUACCAGCUACCUGCAGAAACACGACGAGGUUCUAACCGAGCUGGAGAAGGCCUCCAAGAGGCUGAAGAAGCUGGAGACGGUCUACAAAGAGUUUGAGCUACAGAAGGUGUGCUACCUGCCCCUCAACACGUUCCUGCUCAAACCCAUCCAGCGUCUGAUGCACUACAAGCUCAUCCUGGAGAGACUCUGCAAGCAUUACUCCCCCGCUCACCGGGAUUACAGGGACUGCAAGGAGGCUCUGAAAGAAGUGGCAGAGAUCGCCACGCAGCUUCAGAGCAGCCUCAUUCGCCUGGAGAACUUCCAGAAGCUGACAGAGCUGCAGAGAGACCUGAUCGCGAUUGAGAACCUGACGGCACCGGGCCGGGAGUUCAUCCGAGAGGGCUGUCUGUACAAGCUCACCAAGAAGGGGCUGCAGCAGAGGAUGUUUUUCCUGUUCUCAGACAUGCUUCUCUACACGAGCAAAGGAGUCACAGCGACCAAUCAGUUCAAAGUACACGGGCAGCUGCCGCUUCACGGCAUGAUCGUAGAGGAAAGUGAAAAUGAAUGGUCGGUGCCGCACUGUUUCACCAUUUAUUCUGCUCAGAGGACGAUUGUUGUGGCUGCCAGCUCUAAAGUGGAGAUGGGGAAGUGGAUCGAGGAUCUGAACAUGGCCAUCGACUUGGCCAAGAAGUCUCAGGAGAAACCCAGUGUUUUCCUGGACUCCGGCCUCACUGAUCACUCCAACCGAUCGUCCGAUGAGGUUUCUCUAGAGCAGGAGUCGGAGGAUGACAUGAGCUCCUCUCGCACGUCUCUGGACAAGCAGACGCACCACCGUGCCAACACAACCAUGCAUGUGUGCUGGCACCGCAACACCAGUGUGUCUAUGUCUGACCACAGCCUGGCUGUGGAGAACCAGCUGUCCGGUUACCUCCUGAGGAAGUUCAAGAACAGCAACGGCUGGCAGAAACUCUGGGUCGUUUUUACCAACUUCUGCUUGUUCUUCUACAAAACCCACCAGGAUGACUUCCCUCUGGCUAGCCUCCCCCUGCUCGGCUACACGGUCAGCACCCCCGACGAGGGCGACGGCAUCCACAAGGAGUACGUCUUCAAGCUGCAGUUCAAGUCGCACGUUUACUUCUUCCGAGCGGAGAGCGAGUACACCUUCGAGAGGUGGAUGGAGGUGAUAAAGAGCGCAGCGAGCACCACGGGCCGGAUGAGCCUGCUCAUACCUAAGGGUGGUCCCGUGGAGAUGAACGGAAAGUGAGCAGGGUGUUCUGAACCCGGGGGCUGGGCCUCUGGGGCGUCAUCGUAUCAAUAUUAAGUAAAGAUUUUGAUUUCUAACGAAAGGAGAUGGACUGAAACGGCCAGAAUAAGUGUUGUUGAUUUUUUUUGCUUCUUUCUAAUGGUUUGUGCAUUAUUUUUCAAAUAGUGAUUUAAAUGUUAACGUACGCCUCAGUAUAAGGGAUAUAAUGAAAGGGAGACUUGUACAUUAUAAAUUGUUUGCAUGUUUUAGAGCUGAGUUUGGUUAUUUUGCGUAGACUGAAGGGAAAUGGUUAGUGUAAUGGGACCAGCCUCCAUGCAGAGGGUUUAUUUUGAUGCCGUUUGAAGAACCGCCUGCAUCACGACUGAAGUUUUUGACGGCGCUGCAGAUGAAACCGUACGUGAAUCGUGAAGGUGCAACCGGUACGUGCUCUGUUCCGUGCUCCUCUUGCCUGGGAGCACGAGCGUGUGACACAUGAAGGUGAGCGGGAAGGUAACGAAUAAAAUGUGAAAAACAAAGUGGAAGACGAAACAAGUUGGGAAGUUCUGUCAGAUUUGUGCUGCACUUCUGACUCAGCUGAUAUUUAAACUGCUGCUUUAAGCAGGAUUUUUGUUUUUACUUUAAGGUUUAUUUGCAGCCGGGAUUUAAAAAAUAAAUAAAAAAGGAAGGAAGGGGAAAAAAAGCACCUGCUCUGAUUAAAACGCCUGAUUAGUCGCGGUCAGUUUGGUGCUACAUCUGUUUUAUCAAAUGUAAUAAGAUUUAUUUUGCGUAGAGAUAAAAACUCGAGGAAAAACUGCUCAGUUGGUCUCUGUGAACGUUUCGCUCUGAAAAGCUGAAGAACAUGUUUUGAAGUGAUGUUUUGUUUUAGAUAAACUGGAGCUGAUUUAAUUGCCUGUGCUACAUCAACUCCUUAUAUUUGGUCUGUAUUUUCUGUGGAGACUGGAAUCUUCUGUGUGUUACUGUGUUCAUGUGGAGACGCCAUGUUGUCCCUAGCCUCUGCAGGAACCAGGAGGCUGUCUGAGUCCCGCAUGUGUUAAAGACUGACUUUGUUGCACAGAUAACACGCAGCAUGUUAACGUUCUGCCCCUAAAACACCCUGAUGUAGACUUCAUGUUAUUCCUUUGAAAACAUAAAUAAAACUGAGUUUAAAUCUGA